Molecule: messenger RNA, 1185 nt
Organism: Leptosia nina
Lineage: Eukaryota; Metazoa; Arthropoda; Insecta; Lepidoptera; Pieridae
Source: the annotation of a GenBank genome assembly
AUGAGUGAAUAUUGGGUGAUCAGUGCCCCUGGCGACAAGACCUGCCAGCAGACUUGGGAUACUCUAAAUAAUGCCACCAAGUCAGGCAAUCUCAGUGUCAACUACAAAUUCCCUAUUCCCGACUUAAAGGUCGGGACUUUGGAUCAGUUGGUAGGGUUGUCAGAUGACCUUGGUAAGCUGGACACCUUUGUGGAGAGUGUUACAAGGAAGGUUGCCCAAUACCUCGGUGAGGUUCUCGAAGAUCAACGUGACAAACUCCACGAGAACCUGAUGGCGAACAAUAGUGACCUGCCCACCUAUCUGACACGUUUUCAAUGGGACAUGGCGAAGUAUCCCAUCAAACAGAGCCUUCGCAACAUCGCCGAUAUCAUCAGUAAACAGGUGGGCCAAAUCGAUGCAGACCUAAAGGUGAAAUCAUCCGCUUACAACGCGUUGAAGGGUAACUUACAGAACUUGGAAAAGAAACAGACAGGAAGCUUGUUGACCCGCAACUUGGCCGACUUAGUGAAGAAGGAGCAUUUCAUUCUCGACAGCGAAUACUUGACUACCCUACUCGUCAUUGUGCCCAAAGCUCUGUUCAGCGACUGGAACGCAAACUACGAGAAGAUUACCAACAUGAUCGUGCCCCGUUCCACCCAGCUUAUCCACCAGGACGGCGACUACGGCCUCUUCACCGUCACCUUGUUCAAGAAGGUGGUGGAAGAGUUCAAGCUGCAUGCCCGCGAGCGCAAGUUCGUGGUGCGCGAGUUCUCGUAUAACGAGCAGGACCUCGCCGCCGGAAAAAACGAGAUCACCAAACUCGUGACCGACAAGAAGAAGCAAUUUGGUCCUCUAGUCCGUUGGCUGAAGGUGAACUUCUCAGAGUGCUUCUGCGCAUGGAUACACGUCAAAGCCCUGCGCGUCUUCGUCGAAUCUGUGCUAAGAUAUGGUCUGCCAGUGAACUUCCAAGCGGUAGUCAUGGUCCCAUCGCGCAAGAGCGUGAAGAAACUGCGCGACGUGCUGCAGCAGUUGUACGCGCAUCUGGACCACUCCGCCCACCACCACUCUGGGGCACAGCAGGAGAGUGCUGAGCUAGCAGGUCUAGGUUUCGGCCAGGUGUACUUUGAAUGGCUGUUUAAGGCAAUGUUACCAAGUUCUGUGCGAAUAUCAGUUGCAUCAGCAUCUAGUUGCAAUAUGGCCAUGUAA